GCGGGAAAUCAGCAGCAAGCCAAGUGCUGGAGUGAUGACUGACCACGCAACACUUUGGAACAAAUGACUGAAGUCUACACAUUCAGAAGGUGCCAGAAGUUGCACAUGAAUCUAAUUUGAUUACCUUUGAAUGCGAAAAGAUGCUGCAGAGGGUUUUAUCUACAAUGGGGUCUUAAAAUUGCUCCAAGAUAAUCGACUUCAACGAUUUUACUGACAGGAUCUCUUGGUGGGAGUCUGUGAGUGGGGGCUGGCAUGUGGCCCCCUGAUCUCGGGCCUCCAGAUGUGACUCUUCCUGGAUUUGGGAGUGUGUUUGAGGAUGCUGAGGAUCUUCAGGCGCCGCUGUCUUCUGGUGGCUUCUGCCAGCCAUCGAUCCAUUCGGGAGGCCUGUGCUGUCUUCCCAGGACCUCACUGUCACUCUCCUCGCUUGGGCGUGACCUCACCUCCCUGCUCAACUGUAAGACAGCCGGAUCCCACGUAGAAAAGACUGUGGAGGACUUUGCAACCACAGCUCACACAGACACCCAAAACAGCACUCAGAGGUUUAGCUGCUACCCUCAGCCUUCCUUCCCAAUUUCCUACAUGCUCACCAGCUGUGCCACAUCUUCAUCUUUCGCCUCGCCACCUUCCUCACUGUCUUCUGCCUCCUCAUCUCUACUUUUUGCAUCUUGCUUGCCUCUUUCUGAUGCCAACAAUAAAUUGUCUCAACAACAACAAAAGCCACAGGAGGAAUAUUGCUCCGUAAAACAAGAACCUGCAGAUGAUUUCUUGCCAUGUAAGAGGGAACAGUUUCAAAUUAGCAACCAGCAGGGGGAGCUGUACCAUUUAAAUCAGGCUUUUCAAGGAUACAGCAAUCAGGACAGCACACAGUCCUCUCUUCAGUCCCCCAUGAUUAACGUACCUGUGGGACAGGACCCCACGCUUGACCAGCAGGAGCAACCGUGUCAUUGGAUCGACUGCAGUGCCACUUAUAGCACCCAGGAGGAGCUAGUGAGGCACAUCGAGAAAGUGCACAUCGACCAGAGAAAAGGGGAGGAGUUUGCAUGUUUCUGGACUGGCUGUGUGCGACGCAACAAACCGUUCAAUGCUCGCUACAAGCUGCUUAUCCACAUGAGGGUCCAUUCUGGAGAAAAACCCAACAAGUGCAUGUUUGAGGGCUGCUCCAAGGCGUUCUCCCGUCUGGAGAACCUGAAGAUCCACCUGAGGAGCCACACGGGGGAGAAACCUUACAUUUGCCAGCACCCCGGCUGCCUCAAGGCUUUCAGCAACUCCAGUGAUCGUGCUAAACACCAGCGCACACAUCUGGACACGAAACCAUACGCCUGUCAGAUACCAGGAUGCACCAAGCGCUACACUGACCCCAGCUCAUUACGAAAGCACGUCAAAGCUCAUUCAGCCAAAGGCCUUCAGGAAAAGGAGGUCAAGGUUCAGGUGCACACGAUGCUGGAAUCUGACAUCUUAAGUGACUGCCUGGCACGCCAGCAUCUCCACAGCUCUGCCUCGUCGCACCAAGAAAACAGCUCACCUUUACCGGCUUUAGAUGACUUCACAGGUGUGUACUCAAACAGCAGCAGCACCGCCCACAGUCGGGGGAAUUCAGAGUUUCUGCCCCCAUCAGCAGACUCGAGGUAUCCAGGCCUGGAGGGAAACUUUGAUGCUAAUAGCCCAAUAUCUUCAUUAACAAGCCCGGGGAGCAUGAGAGAGGGGAACAGACCAGCUUCCUUGUUUGUGUCCGCUGACGUGAUCCCAGCGAGUCCCUGCUCAGACAGAGUGGACGUCCGGCUGCAGGGCUUCCAGAAAACCUACAACCACCAACAGCAAGUGUUCUCGCAGCAACACGGCUGCCUGUAUGGAGAGGGAAAGAUGGCUCAGGCACCCAGCGAUGGAGGUUUUGAGCCUGCAAGUUACUUCACCAACCAGCCCGCCUCCCACUCUACAGGGUUUGACUUGCUGCAGGACCUGCAGGGUCAGGCGGGGGGCGGUUACUCCUUGCCUCCCUGCCCAGACGACAGCUUCCUCUUCCAGGCAGGUGGUGUCGACCGCUGCCUCAGUCAGAUUUACUCCGUCUAUCUGGACUCGUGAUGGACACCCAGAAAUAUUCUAUGCAGCAUGAAUGCGACAGCUGACAAUCACUCACUUGUGUAUAUAUAUAUAUCUAAGGAUCAUUUUAUCAGCAUUGUUCCUUUUUUGGCAAGAGAAAAAAGCCAGUGGGAGUUUAAAUGGUACAAAAAUAACUAGAGGCUGAAAAACUCUUGUUAAGCUGUGGAUCUGUGGACAAAAAAACAAAUGGCCAAAAGGGAAAAUCACAGAGAGACAGUACUGUGCAAGAGUCUUGACCCACCCAACAUUUCUUUAUAUUUCACUAGCAAAAUGGGAAAUAGGCAAUGCCAUUUGUUGAAAUGUUCAAAGAUAUAAGGCAGAAACAGUGUUUGCAGAUUUCUGAAAAGCUUGAAAGUCAAUAUCUGGUAUGACGCUUUCAUUUAAUUUCUUUAAGUAGUCUUUAGGAAAUGUCCUCCAGACUUCCUGAAGAACAUUUAAAGCUUUUCUUUGGAUGUUUGCUGCAUUGAGCUCUGUGCUCUGUCUACAUGAUCCCACACUGUUUCAGUAAUGUUGAAACAGGGAGCACAGUUCAUGACCGAUACUGUUCCGUUGUGUGUUUUUCUAUUCAGGUAAGCUUUUACUGCAUCUUCAGUGUGUUUGGGAGCGUUGCCACUAAGAUGAUUAUCAGACGGUACUGAAUGGUGGACCGAAAUCUGACAGUAUCAGAUCUGACAGGAUCCCCAAGGGCAUGUCUGUCAGAUGAUAAUACUAUUACUAGAAUAGCGUUAUAAGCCUGCCACUUCUUCGUUUGUCCCUUGCUUGUUCAGUUCCCUAAAAUUCUUUAAAGAUGCUGCUCAGAGGUCAGUGUAAAGUGGCUUAAUAAACAAAAACAUUCCUGUGAAAAUGCUCAGGUACAAGCUCU
Molecule: messenger RNA, 2959 nt
Organism: Pundamilia nyererei
Lineage: Eukaryota; Metazoa; Chordata; Actinopteri; Cichliformes; Cichlidae
Gene: glis1a
Product: GLIS family zinc finger 1a
Exons: 9
Coding region: 253-2079 (608 amino acids)
Biological process (GO): regulation of transcription by RNA polymerase II
Cellular component (GO): nucleus
Molecular function (GO): RNA polymerase II cis-regulatory region sequence-specific DNA binding; DNA-binding transcription factor activity, RNA polymerase II-specific
Source: RefSeq, a predicted model, not a curated record